GCGGAACUAGUGUGAGGAGCCAAUAGGAGUCGGCGAUGGUUCAGCGGAGGCAACGGCCGCUCGACCAAUCCCUCGCCACUAAAACCGAGCACCAAAUUUGUAUUUUUGUACACGAGCUGCCGCUUGUCCCGGUUUCAGACCCGGUGGAGGAAACGAAGAUGAUGGAUGCACUGUCAGUAGUGAGUCAGCUGCGGGACCUGGCCUCCGAGCCGCAGAACCGAGAGGUGAUCGUCCAGGAUCAGGGCUGUCUCCCCGGCCUGGUUCUCUUCCUGGACCACCAGAACCCGGACGUGCUACUUGCAACUCUUCAGACGCUGCGCUACUUGGCUGAGUUGACCCCCAACAUCUCCACCAUGGCUAAUGAACUGGGUAUGAUGGUGAGCUUGGAAAAUCUAAUUGGGAGGGACAGCUUGUCUGUUGACAUCACUUCCUUGGCCAAAGAGCUGUUUGACAUUCUGAGCGCGCCCGUGCCGCGCGUACCUGAGCGGCAGAGUAGGAAGAAGACUCAGUUCUUCAUCAACUCUGCCCAGAAGAAGGCCAAGUCUGUCACGCUUCACAUCCAUGGGCUGGACAGCACUGACCAGCGAGGUUUGUGUGAGGAGGCUCUUCUAAAGGUCAAAGGAGUGAUCAGCUUUACCUUCCAGAUGGCCUCCAAGAGAUGCACGGUCCGCAUCCGAUCCGACCUGCCCACCGAGAGUCUGGCAUCCGCCAUUGCUGCCACUAAGGUAUUGUCCGCUCAGCAGGUGGUAAAGAAUGAGGCAGGAGUAGAGGUUUUUAUCCCUCUAAACCCGUCCGAAGUGGAGGUGCAGCAGAACUUGGCUCUUCCGGACUACCUCCCCGAAGAGGAGAGCCCAAAGAGGGAGGUCGACCGAGCAAUUUCCCGCACCACAGCGAAGGAGGAUUCCAGCGGAAGCUGGCUCGGCUCCGCCGCCAGUUUCCUCACCAAAACGUUCUACUGGUGAAGCUGGAGCGGUUUGGUUCUCUGCGACGCAAAGUCGUGCUCAAAGACUCCAACUGCUGUUUGUUACAGAAGAGGACAUAAAUGGGUGUUAGCACUGGCUUUGUGCGCACGGCCAACUUCAACAACUUCUUGUAAUUACUAAAGUUAUCAACUUUAUUUGAAUGGAGACACUUGAUAUUUUGUCUCUGGACUUUUUUUCUAUCCAUUUGAUUUUCAUUACAUGUACAUAUUUUCUUAUCAGUCGAACUGUCCAUUUUCUCUCGCAUGUAAAGUAGCACGUAUAUGACUGUUGCCGUCUAUACAGUUGGAAAACUGCUUUGUAGUUUUGGUUUAUGCUAAAAUAAAUUCUUAUUCAAUUCUGUA
Gasterosteus aculeatus aculeatus (three-spined stickleback) is the source of this 1324-nucleotide messenger RNA. It is a transcript of the gene armc1l, whose product is annotated as armadillo repeat containing 1, like. Gene Ontology annotation, molecular function: protein binding; metal ion binding. The record is from RefSeq and is a predicted model, not a curated record. Lineage: Eukaryota; Metazoa; Chordata; Actinopteri; Perciformes; Gasterosteidae.